UCCUUGACGGUAUUGCAAGCAGUUUCAUAUGACUCUGCAGAGAAAAGGCUUCUACAAGCACCUCUCUCCUGAAGUGUUUCGACUAGAGAUUCAAAAAAUACAAAUGUCAACUAUAAAUGUUCGGGUUACAACCAUGGACGCUGAGCUGGAGUUUGCCAUCCUGCCCAGCACGACUGGCAAACAGCUUUUUGACCAGAUAGUGAAGACCAUCGGGCUGAGGGAAACCUGGUUCUUUGGCCUCCAGUAUCAGGACAGCAAAAGCUUCUCCACAUGGCUCAAGCUGAACAAGAGGGUGACAGCUCAGGACGUGAAAAGGGACAACCCUUUGUUGAUUAAGUUCAGGGCCAAGUUUUACCCUGAGGAUGUCGCCGAUGAACUGAUCCAGGAGGCAACGCAGCGCUUAUUCUUUCUGCAGGUAAAAGAGAGCAUCCUAAACGAUGACAUAUACUGUCCACCUGAGACUGCAGUCCUCUUGGCCUCAUAUGCGGUUCAGGUCAAACAAGGGGACUACAGGAAAGACUAUCACGUACCGGGAUACCUGACUAAAGAGAAGCUGCUGCCCCAGAGGGUUUUGGAGCAGCACAAACUGAAUAAGAAUGAGUGGGAGGAAAGAAUCCAGGUGUGGCACCAAGAGCACAAGCGAAUGCUGAGAGAAGAUGCCAUUGUGGAGUACUUGAAGAUAGCCCAGGAUUUAGAGAUGUAUGGGGUGAACUAUUUCAGCAUCAAGAACAAGAAAGGCUCAGAGCUAUGGCUGGGAGUGGACGCCCUGGGUCUCAACAUCUACGACAAAAAGGACAAGAUGACCCCGAAGAUUGGCUUCCCCUGGAGUGAGAUCAGAAAUAUUUCCUUCAACGACAAGAAGUUCCUCAUAAAGCCAAUCGACAAGAAGGCUCCGGACUUUGUUUUCUACGUUCCUCGUCUUCGCAUCAACAAACGUAUCCUUGCAUUGUGCAUGGGAAAUCACGACCUAUACAUGCGAAGACGUAAAGCUGACACCAUCGAGGUGCAGCAGAUGAAGGCCCAGGCCAGGGAGGAGAAGAAUAAGAGACAGACAGAGAGGGCUCUGCUUGAGAGUGAGAAGAAAAAGCGAGAGAACGCAGAGAAGGAAACAGAGAAGAUUGCCCGCGAGACUAUGGAGCUGAUGGAGAGAUUGAAACAGAUUGAAGUGCAGACAAAGAGAGCUCAAGAUGAGCUAGAGGAGCAGACACGGAGGGCUCUUGAGCUGGAGAAGGAGAGGACAAUUGCCCAGGAAGAGGCUGAGCGCCUGGACAAGGACCGACAAGCUGCUGUGGAAGCUAAAGCUGCCCUGCUACACCAAUCUGAAACCCAGAUCAAGAACCAGGAGAGCUUGGCCACUGAGCUGGCAGAGCUUACCUCUAAGAUCUCCCAGCUGGAAGAUGCCAAGAAAAAGAAGGACGAGGAGGCGAUGAGAUGGCAGAAAAGGGCGAUAAUGGUUGAAGCUGAUUUGGAGCGAGCCAAAGACGAUCUGAAGACUAAACUCAUAGGUGUCCACAUUCAGGAUUCUGUCCACUCCCAUGAGCACGACGAGACAGACGAGAGCAGCGCGGAGGCCAGCGCUGAGCUGACUUCCCCGGGCAUGGUCCGAGACCGCAGCGAAGAGGAGAGAGUCACAGAGGCUCAGAAGAACCUGAGACUGCAGAAAAACCUCAAGUUCCUGAGCACUGAGCUGGCUGGAGCUGUGGACGAGAGCAAAAAGACACCCAAUGACCUGAUCCACGCCGAGAAUGUGAAGGCGGGCCGCGACAAAUACAAGACCCUGCGUCAGAUUCGCCAGGGCAACACCAAGCAGCGCAUUGAUGAAUUUGAGUCCAUGUGAGACAGUCUGGUUUUUUUAGGCCUGGAAUCGGAGAGAUAAUGAGUUGGACACACUUAGAGAGUUUAAGAAGUCUAUUUGCAGACAAUUACUUACUGUAGGUGUUAAAUUAAGAUGACACAACCAUCUGACAUUGAAUAUUAUAUUGAUACUAUGGUUUGAUGCCUUGUCCAUGAAUUUAUAAACCCUUCAAUAGAGCACAAUUACAUCCACCAAGGUCCAACAAUCCUAUAAAUCUGUCUCGCGACUAUUGGUAUUGUGUAACUUCAUUGGUUGAAAGUUGAAUGCAAUUCUGAUGUUUGCAUCACUAAAUACUACUGGUAUACUACUGGUACCAUUUGCAUUUUAAUAAUGAUAACUCUAGAUUGUGGAUUCAGCCUUUUCUUCCACCAGAUGUUGAUAUUAUAUGGAGAUAUAUGGAUAUACUGUCUAUAUGUAGAGAUAAUAAAUAUCAAUAUAAAUCUAUAUAUCUGAUAUAUUAUCUUUCACCCAGGAAUCAGAUCAUUAACUCAAGUAAAAGUGUUAAUUCCACACACUAAAAACACUCCACUACAAGAAGAUGUGCAUUCAAAACCUUUUUUAUCAACACAAGAGCUAAAAGUAUAAAAAGUAAACCCAGUCGGUGUAGCAAAAUGUUUUAUUAUUUUACCUAACAUCUAUGCAUUAAUAUCACUGCUAAAUUAAUGUGUAUGAUGCAUCUUACUGCUGUAUAUUUUUCUGGAGAUGUUUUAAGGUUGAGCACAUGAACUAUUCCUCAUCGGUGUUGCGUAAUCCUACGGACAGAUAAACAAACAAACAAACAGAUUGCCAGGCAGACACGGGUGAAAACAUGACCUCCUUGGCCGGGGUAAUAACUCAGCCUUCGAAAUACAUUUUUGAUUUUGAAGGAACGCGAAACACAUUACCAGUCGGGUUCAGUGUGGAAAAUAUAUGACGCCAAUAUAUCAGCAGUGCUGUCAGUUAUAAAAAGGUUUGCUCAUUCUGACUCGUGAAAAACCUUGUUAGUACUGAAUAAUGGAAGCAGUCACAUAGCGUAAAAUAACAAAGCGCAUCACUCCAAAUAAAAGUUAAAUCAUCUAUACUUAAUUGCAGAAAUAAAAUACACAGAAACACCAUCAGUGUGUGUGUGUGUGUGUGUGUGUGUGUUUGCAUCAGUUGUGACUGACUAAUCAUCACCUCCAGUCCAAUGAGGCAAACAAUUCAUGCAGCACAAGAACUGAUUAUCUGCAAUCAAAAAUAAAAUCCAAUUAUCACCCUCAAAGAGAUGUGUGUCAAUCUUGUAUAAAUCAAAAAAAUAAAAUCAGAAAAUUAAUGUGGUGUUGGAGAUGUUAUAUAUACUAUCUCCAAUCCCCCCCCCCCCCACAAACACACACACACACACACACACACACACACAGCUGCACCUCUAUCUCACUGUCAUCGGACGGUAACUGCAGCCAGCCCAGACUCCCCAUCUCCUCACGAGAUGUAUUAGAAAUCCGACAGAUCUUGUUUUGAUGAGGCUCAUCCACCACCCCCUUCUCCUGUUGCUCACUGCUCGUCCAUCAAAUGUUGCCCAAAAAUAAAACGGAUGAAAGUGCAGAGUG
Platichthys flesus (European flounder) is the source of this 3420-nucleotide messenger RNA. Its product is annotated as moesin-like. Gene Ontology annotation, cellular component: cytoskeleton; microvillus; apical part of cell. Gene Ontology annotation, molecular function: actin binding; cell adhesion molecule binding. The record is from RefSeq and is a predicted model, not a curated record. The transcript is spliced from 14 exons. Gene Ontology annotation, biological process: positive regulation of early endosome to late endosome transport; regulation of organelle assembly; regulation of cell shape. Lineage: Eukaryota; Metazoa; Chordata; Actinopteri; Pleuronectiformes; Pleuronectidae. The coding region runs from base 29 to 1837 and encodes 602 amino acids.